UCCCUGAGACCGUCAUGUGAGAAUGCAGUGUGGUCCACGAGGACACCAUCAGAACCGUUCAAACCGGAACACUGCUCUUCCUCCUCCUCUUCCUCCUCCUCUUCUUCCUCCACGAGCCACUCCUCGUCUUUUCCGUGCGCGUGUGUAGGAAUGAUCUGAUGAUGAAGAUGAUGUCUGUCGUGUCUACUGUGGAGAACCUUCCCACACGCACGGAGAGUCCUGCAUCCAUCUACCAGCGCUUCAAGAACAUCUUCAGCAGAGACCUGCUGGUGACUUUGGCCUUCGGUCAAGUACUGUCCCUGUUGAUCUGUGCCAUCGGCCUGACCAGCAAGUACCUGGCUGAUGACUUCCACGCCAACACACCCGUAUUCCAGAGCUUUCUCAACUACAUCCUGCUCUUCCUGGUCUACACCACCACACUGGCAGUCAGGCAAGGUGAAGGCAACUUGUUGGCUAUCUUGAAGCAGCGCUGGUGGAAGUAUAUGAUUCUUGGCUUCAUCGACAUUGAGGCCAACUACCUGAUGCUAAAAGCUUACCAAUACACCACACUGUCCAGUGUUCAGCUGUUAGACUGCUUUGUGGUCCCAGUGGUCUUGCUGCUAUCCUGGUUCUUUCUGUUAGUGAGGUACAAGGCUGUGCACAUUGUGGGGACGUUGCUGUGUCUGCUGGGGGUGGGCUGCAUGGUGGGGACCGAUAUCCUGCUUGGCCGCCAGCAGGGCUUCGGUGAGCCAAAUCUCUUUGGAAAUCUUCUAGUUUUGGGGGGAGCAACCUUGUACGGAAUCUCCAAUGUCUGUGAGGAGUUCAUCGUGAAGAAUAUGAGUCGGGUGGAGUUCCUGGGCAUGAUGGGUCUCUUUGGAUCAUUUUUCUGCGGCAUCCAACUGGCUAUAAUGGAACACAAGGAGUUACUGAAGGUUCCAUGGGACUGGCAGUUAGGUCUCCUGUACGUGGGCUUCAGUGUCUUCAUGUUCAGCCUCUACAGCUUCAUGCCGCUGGUGAUGAAGAGAACAAGUGCCACCUCGGUCAGCCUCUCUUUGCUCACAGCUGACCUGUACAGCCUCUUCUGUGGCCUCUUCCUCUUCCAUUACAAGUUCUCUUGCCUCUAUUUGUUAUCAUUCUCCAUCAUCAUUUUGGGCCUUGUGGUUUAUUCCUCUGCAUCCACGUAUAUGGUCCAGGACCCUCGUGUCUACAAGCAGUUCAGGAACACCAUCAACCUGUCAGCCAGUGACCCACUCCAGCCUAGUCAUGGAGUCCUGGAACCUUCUGUAACCUACACCAGCCUAACUCCCGAGUCAGGGGAGGAGCCCAGUUUACGUGUCAUUUAAAAUGAUCUCUUUUUUACUGUUGAGAGCUUCGUGCUGUUUUCACUGAAAGGUUUGUACAAAGAACUGUAUCCACUCUGUUGAGCAGGUAAAACUGUGAUGACUCCAUGGAGAUUCCAUGUAUAGAUUUGGCUGAAACCACGGGUGAGAUUUACAUGUCAGUGUCCAAGUUGCCAUGACAACAUGUACCUAAAAAUGAAGUGACUGAACGUUAUAAAGUAAGACUAGCAUACUGCAGUGAUUGUAAAUGAUGAAUGUAUACUUCGGGGGAAACAAGUAUUUUCAUCCCCUACUGAUUUGUACAUUUGUACAUCAUUUUUAUGCUAGCUUUACUGUACGAGAGAAAAAUAAUGUAAAAUAUAUAUACAGUAAUCCCUUGUUUAUUGAUGAAUUGGUUCUGGACCAGACUGUGAUAAGUGAAUUUCUGCAAAGUAGGAUUCCUUAUUUAUAAGUGGAAUAAUAUUUUUGGAGUUUUCUGUUAGAACCUUCUAUGCUAAAUAUGUUUUUCUUUAUAUUAUUAUAGCCAUCUAGACAGGAAAUGACUAAGCAACAAAUAACAAAAUGAAACA
This is a messenger RNA of Doryrhamphus excisus (bluestripe pipefish), 1888 nucleotides long. RefSeq names its product solute carrier family 35 member F1 (gene slc35f1). Gene Ontology annotation, biological process: transmembrane transport. NCBI's taxonomy places the organism in Eukaryota, Metazoa, Chordata, Actinopteri, Syngnathiformes, Syngnathidae. Gene Ontology annotation, cellular component: membrane. The record is from RefSeq and is a predicted model, not a curated record. Gene Ontology annotation, molecular function: transmembrane transporter activity.